AUUUAUCCCUCUGCCUGUAUCAUCAUCACCAAUGGCUCUGAAAGCCGUACACGUCACCGAUGUUCCCAAUUAAUCUCGAUAACGUUCCUGACAAUUAAUGCAUCCGUUUCUCUCUACGCUUGCGCGGGGAUUGGGAGUACGACGGAGACGAAUUUUAUGUUGAUCGGGCACAGAGGGAACGUCGUCGUGAAAGAGAACACCGUCCUCUCCUUCAACACCGUCGCCAAAAACCGCAUUGAUUUCGUUGAGUUUGAUGUUCAGGUGACAAAAGAUGGGUUCCCCGGGACAAUCUACGAAAAACGGGUCACUGAACUGUCUCUGUCCGAGUUCCUUAGCUACGCCAAUUCCAAAGGGAAACCCCUGUUGAGGAAAACAAAGAUUGUAAAUUGGGAAGUUGAAUCCGACCAUCCCUCUUGCACGCUACAAGAGGAAUCGAAAUAUCUUAAUUGCGUGCUGCAACUUGUGUUUGAUCAUGCCAAAGAAAGGCCCGUAAGCCUUACUCAAGAAGCUUCAGAACACUUACCCCGAGUUUUCCCUCACCAAAUAUACUAUGAUGUCCGGAGAAAUUGUUUGGAGGAGGCGUGCGGUCUGCAGGGGAUUGUCUCGGAAGUUAGGGCUAUUUUUAGAAAUCCGGCUGCUGUGAGCAAAAUCAAAGAGCUGAAACUCUCUCUGUUGACAUAUGCCAAGUGGAAGUAUGCUUUCUUUCUCGUGGGUCGUCCUCAUUUUUUGAAUUCCAUGUCUUUGAUUUGA
This is a messenger RNA of Striga asiatica, 750 nucleotides long. Lineage: Eukaryota; Viridiplantae; Streptophyta; Magnoliopsida; Lamiales; Orobanchaceae. The record is from the annotation of a GenBank genome assembly.